AUGUCCAUGAGCGGGGGCCAGCCGGGCCCCGAAAUGGACUUGCCGGAGUUCAUGUCUCGCUCGCAGCAGCAGGCGGACGGCAGCAGCAGCCUUGCUGUUGCUGCUCAGGAUCUCUUCGACAUGGUGUCUCCAAGACUGUCUCUUCAGGGCUCCACGGAAUUGCAUGAUGGGCCCAGUGCAGCAGCAGCAGCAGCAGCAGCAGGGAAGCCUCUUCUCAGCAGCAUGAGCAGCAGCGAGUCCCACAUUCCAACUCAGAGGCCACGCGGCAGCCCGACGCUGCUGCCGCCGCAGCAGCAGCAGCAGCAGCAGCACUUCCUUGAUAUGCCACCCUUGCCGCCCCCCAAGCAGCAGCCGGUGGGUAGGCAGCAGCAACUGCCGCAGCAACAGCAGCAGCAGCAGCAGCAAGACCAGCAGCAGCGCUUGCUGCAUCAUCCGCAGCAGCGGGGGGGACCCUUCAGCGACGUUCCUCAGCAGCAGCAGCCACAGCAGCAGCAGCAACAGCUGAAGCCCUUCUGCUGCUGCCAGUGUGGGCAGAAGCUUUGCUGGGCAGCAGCAGCAUUUGGUAUUUAA
Molecule: messenger RNA, 570 nt
Organism: Eimeria tenella
Lineage: Eukaryota; Apicomplexa; Conoidasida; Eucoccidiorida; Eimeriidae
Exons: 4
Coding region: 1-570 (189 amino acids)
Source: RefSeq, a predicted model, not a curated record